This is a messenger RNA of Pieris macdunnoughi, 399 nucleotides long. The record is from the annotation of a GenBank genome assembly. Lineage: Eukaryota; Metazoa; Arthropoda; Insecta; Lepidoptera; Pieridae.
AUGUCGUGUGUGUAUGGAAGGGUGUACUCACCGGCCGCGUGCCUCAGCCACCACCAGCAGAACCAGACGGCCACGAGUGGCCGAGUGCCGGCCAUGUCAGCGGCGCAUUACACGCGCGCUCGUGCCGGCGGCCCCGGCGUACUGAACGAUACUGAACGCUGGAUCGAUGCACGCGCGCCGCCUCACGCACCCCUCGGUAGGGGUUAUAUAAUAAAUUUAACUAGCGUAGCAAAAUUAAGGGAUUUAGCUGGUCACCCCAAGCUACGGCGGCUCCCCGCAGCGGCGCAACCCCAUUCAGCCAGUCAGCACCCUCCGCCAUUUCCUCGAGUUUCCACAGUUAGCGCGCGCGCCGCUUUCCACCACCUAGCCUGUUUCUGUCGGAGCGCUGACCGCCCCUAA